Molecule: messenger RNA, 1725 nt
Organism: Cyphomyrmex costatus
Lineage: Eukaryota; Metazoa; Arthropoda; Insecta; Hymenoptera; Formicidae
Product: cytochrome P450 6k1
Exons: 6
Coding region: 89-1600 (503 amino acids)
Molecular function (GO): heme binding; iron ion binding; monooxygenase activity
Source: RefSeq, a predicted model, not a curated record
AGUUUCGUAUGAAAUUAACAAAAUUUCAUAAUUAAAUUUGAGUUUUACACAAAGUUGCAGAAGAAGAUUUUAUGCGAUUUGCAUAAAAAUGGCGAUAUUAUACGAAUGCGCCCUUCUGGACGCGCUCGUGAUAUUUUCGUCGCUGUUCGUUAUGUUUUACUUAUGGAUGAAAUGGAAACAUACCUAUUGGCAGAGACAUGGCAUACCUACGAUACCUUCACAUUGGUUCUUCGGUCACUUCAAGGAUGCAAUGCUGUUUCGCAGAUCAGCUGGAGUGGUUCUCAGCGAAUUACACAAGCAAGCUGAGAACGAAGAUGUUUUAGGAAUUUACAUCCUACAUAAGCCAUCCCUGCUUCUAAGAAAUCCUAAACUGAUCAAACAGAUAAUGAUCAAGGACUUUAAUAUAUUCCCAAAUCAUUAUUUCAGGGGAGCAAAUAAUUCCGAUAAUAUUAGCAAAUGGAGUCUUUUCUCCAUACGUUAUCCUGAAUGGAAGUAUUUGAGAUCAAAAAUGACACCGGUGUUCACGAGCGGCAAGCUGAAAAGUCUCUUUCUGCUAAUGCAAGAGUCCGGGGAAAAGAUGAGAGACCAUUUGCGCGAUCAAAUUGAGGACUCCAGAGUCGUGCCAAUAGUUAUCAAAGAUACAUUCUACAAAUAUACCACCGACGUGAUAUCCUCCGUAGCGUUUGGAAUUCGAACAAAUUGCUUUGAUACACCAUCACCAGAAUUUUAUGUAAACUCGCGUAAAGCUUUCGUUCCGACCAUUCUAAGGACCUUGCAGUUUUUCUUCUUAUUCUUCUUACCGGCGAUCGGAAAAUACUUAGGUGGCUCGAUGCUUGGCAGGUACACAGAUUACUUCCGUAGAGUCUUUUGGGAUUCCAUGGACAAUAGAAGCGUCACGAAACUAAAACGAGGAGAUCUAAUCGAUUCUCUUUUACAAUUAAAAAAUGAGCCGCCAGAUAAUAUGAAUGUUCAGUUUGAAGGAGACGCUCUUGUCGCACAAGCAGCGAUCUUCUUUGUAGCUGGUCGCGAAACCAGCAUCACUACUAUGACUUGCGCGCUUUUCGAAUUGGCCAAACAACCAGAAAUGCAAAGACGCGUACGGGAAGAGAUCUUAAAGACAAUCCAGGACACUAAUGAUGUAACGUACGAAGCGGUCCACAAUAUGAAAUAUCUGCAUCAAAUAAUAAAUGAAACGCUAAGACUUUAUCCACCCGCGCCGAUCAUAGACAGAUUUCCUCUUAGCGAUUACACAUUUCCUGGCACAAAUAUAACUAUCAAGAAGAACAUACCGGUAUACGUCGUAUUACGUGGUAUUCAAUCUGACCCAAGAUACUAUCAGGAUCCUAUGCGUUUCGAUCCCGAGCGAUUCAGCGAUGAAAGAAAAGACGAGAUUGUACCUUGCACUUUCUUGCCUUUCGGAGAGGGUCCAAGGAAUUGUAUAGGUAUGCGGCUGGGAAUUUUGCAAACCACUGUGGGAUUGAUAGCUAUUUUGCGUGAUUAUGAGGUUGCAUUGCAUCCUUCAUGGAAAGAUCCCAUCGAUCCGCGAAACGUAUUUAUCUCGCCACCAGCAGAAUUCUUGCUGAACUUUAAGAAGAUAUGAUGCUUUACAAUGCUACAAUGUGCAAUGAUAGGUAUAUGACCAUUAUAAUUUUUGUUUUUAUUAUUUUAUUAGAAUGUGUAUAUGAGAGCAUUAGAAGUUAUUUUGACUAAUGGAUAUAUUAGUAG